Molecule: messenger RNA, 303 nt
Organism: Cervus elaphus (red deer)
Lineage: Eukaryota; Metazoa; Chordata; Mammalia; Artiodactyla; Cervidae
Product: spermatid nuclear transition protein 4-like
Exons: 2
Coding region: 1-303 (100 amino acids)
Source: RefSeq, a predicted model, not a curated record
AUGGCCAAGGUGUCCAGAAAACCAGCAGAGCCUAAUUCAGAGACAGACCAACCAACCUCAAGUUCCAAACAGGGGAAGAUGAAGAAGGUUCCCGGUCAACCCAAAUCCGAAAGUGGUGGCAAAGUGCUGAAGACAACCACAAAGGUUAAAAAAACCCUUCAAAGUACUUUGAGUAAAAAUGUCUCUGAAAAAACUACCAACUCUAUAAGAAAGCUGAAGAAAACUAGACAAUCAACACGAUUCGGCCAUUAUCACCGGUUGAAUGAGACACUGCGUCAGAAUGAUCCAGAACAGAACCAAUAG